AUGGGCUGUCGCUGUUUGUCAAAGCCUGUAUGUGGAUGAUGGACGCAGUUAGCUCGUGAGCUAGUCUUCAAAUUCACUGAAAGGUGGCCAUAAAAAUAUUUAAACGUGGACUUUCGCUGAGGUCUUAGGUCUUUGGUUUGUACGUGUGAAGGUGUUGCUGAAAUAGUCAGAACACACACGAAACCAGGUCAAUAAAAGCUGGUUCUGGAAACUGAUGUUUGACAUGCGUGACUGCAGCAGAAUGACCGACGACUUUGAGAGACAGGAUGCCCGCUCCAGCGGGGAGCUCUGGACCGAGAUCUGCUCCAGUCUGCCCGAGGCUGCUCCGGAGAACAACACCGCGUUCAGAGACUCGUUCCAGCCGACAGAACAAGUGGAAGUGGUGGUCAGUGGUCACAAUAACGGCACAGACAUCAGUUCUUCCAGUGCCAAUAAGUGGGAGCCCAUGGAGGACUCUGAGAUCUACAUAGCCGGUUUAGAGAACCGUCUGAAGAAGUUAAAAGGCCAGACCAGUGACGUCACGUCCAGGGACAUGUUGCGCUCAUUGUCUCAGGCUAAAAAAGAAUGCUGGGAUAGAUUCCUGCACGAUGCCCAGACCUCGGAACUUUUUCAAGGAGGAGACAUGGAUGACAGUGCCCUGGAACAUUUCAAGAGGUGGUUGAUACCUGAGAAGGUGGCCAUCAGUGCAGAGGAGCUGGAAUAUCUACUGAGGCCAUCCCAGAAUAAAGACCUAUUGGAACCAAACCAGUCACAAAAUGAAGAGGACACAGACGGAGAGAAACAGGACCCCGAGGACCAGGACACUCACAGUCCUGAGAAAUAGGUGUGUGUUAAAAAGACUGAAGGACUCAUUUUAAGUGGAUUCAGUAUGUGUGAGUUUGUAGCCUCUGCAUCCAUUCUGACUUGUGUUCUAUCUUAUUCCUGUUGUGGCCAAAGCUUUUGUUAUCAGCGGUGAAAGAAGGUAAUUACGGCCCCUUUUUUUUUUUUUUGGUUUCCCCAGCAACCGAGUGUUACACACAAGUCAUCCCUUCAACCACAAAUCUAAAUGUAAGGGUUUGAAUGUCGACUUUUCUUUUGUCUUCCUAAUUUCAGAAUUAGCAUCUCGUCUGUGUUGUGAUUCAUAAUUAAUUAGUUAAUCAGAUUUACAAGAUAUGGCACAAGCAAUGAAUAUUUUAGAGAGGCGUUGUUUUGUGUCACCUGAAGUAGUGUAAUCCUGAAUAUAUUGUACCAUACUGUGUAACAUCGUUUAUUUUUCACAUGUAGAUUUCCAAAAAAAAUGUUUUAACCCAGUUGCAAUAAAAACAACUAUUCUAUGUUCACUGUUAUGUUUGGUUAAAUAGCAGAGGCUCUUUGUGCUUCGUUAGGUUCAAGUUCAGAUUUGCACAAUAAAACGGGUAACUGGUUUUAA
Messenger RNA from Solea senegalensis (Senegalese sole), 1408 nucleotides. RefSeq names its product coiled-coil domain containing 32 (gene ccdc32). NCBI's taxonomy places the organism in Eukaryota, Metazoa, Chordata, Actinopteri, Pleuronectiformes, Soleidae. The record is from RefSeq and is a predicted model, not a curated record. The coding region runs from base 215 to 823 and encodes 202 amino acids. The transcript has 4 exons. Gene Ontology annotation, biological process: cilium organization.